UUUAUCUUUAUCAUAUUUUUUUUUUGUUGUUUUUUCUUCUUUUUCCUUUUUUUUUUUUUUUUUUUUUUUUUUUUUUUUUUCGUUCAAACGCAACACCGAAAAGUUUGGUUGCUCGGCACAACUUUCCACUCGAUAUAACUUUGCAACUGGAUAAUUAUUUCUCGCUUUAGUCCCUUUUUAAUGUCGCCGCUUUGCUGCUUGUUAAUUUCCGCGGACAGUUCCGAUUUGCAAAUUCAUUUCAAUAUCAAUCUUUUUCCUUUAGGGACAAUUUCAAUUUGUACCUUAUUUCGUUCGUUACCCGUUGCGUUCGCCGAGCUCGGAGUAGAAGGAAGUUUAAUAUGACGCUAAGAAUAUGUGCGAGGAACUUCUAUGCUUAAAGUUUAGCUCCGUCUGACUACAUUCACGUACUUACUACUGUGAUGCUUCUCUCUGUUUCUGUCUCUCUCUCUCUCUCUCUCUCUCUCUCUCUCUCUCUAUUUCUCCUUCUGCUCUUACUCACUCAAUCAUAGUCGACUAAAGUGUCUAGAAACGUAGAAAUCAUUAUUAAUUCAUGGAUCGAAAAUGCACUCUUCUUUAAUUAACUACGAUAAAGGAAUCAAUGAACAUAUCAAAAAUACAUUAUAAGAAUAUUUUGAAAAUAAUCAAUGAAUGAUCGAAUAACGGGGAAUAGAUUUUUCUACCAUGUAUCUCUUAUUCAUUCUUCUGUGAAAGGGAUGAGAUUUGAAUGGUUGAUGAACAGUUGUUGAUCGUAUAUAUACAUAUGUAUUUCGUUUAAAAAAGGUGUAUAGUUUGGAUACAAUAUUAUCGUAUAUUCACGCGAGAUUCGGAGCUCCACUUUCCUCAGGCUGUUUAUAGUCCAGUAUAAAGAAUAACGUGAGUGAGAGAAAAGGAGAAAAGAGCUUGGAGUUUCGAUCGUUCAUCGAUUCUCUUAUAACAUGCAGGAAGAUAAUAUCGAUGAGAGAAACAGAGAAAGAUGAUAGAUAGAUAGAUAGAUAGAUAGAAAGAUAGAUAGAUAGAUAGAUAGAUAGAUAGAUGGAUGGAUAGAGAAAGGAAGAGAGAGAGAGAGAGAGAGAGAGAGAGAGAGAGAGAAAUAGCUUAGAAUCGUCCUCUUUACGUGUGUUUCUCCGUAUAUCCUCUUGGAAACGUGUCUUUCCUACGAGGAAGGCGGAUCCUACGAUUCGCGAUGGCGGAAGGCACGUGAACCUGGAUGGGCGCAUGCGAACAAACCCUAAAGCUCGUGACGAGAAAAGCAUCUCUCCCUCUCUUUCUCUCUCACACCGUCUUUCCCUCUGUACUCCUCCGUUAGUUCAGCCGUCGCACUUGCUUUCCUUCUCUCUCGUUCGUUCGUUCAUUCGUUCGCUUGCUCGCUCGCUUACUCGUUUACUCGCUUGCUCGUUCGUUCGUUCGUUCGUUCGUUCGCUCGUUCGUUCGUUCGUUCGUUCGUUCGCUCGCUCGUUCGUUCGUUCGUUCGUUCGUUCGCUCGUUCGUUCGUUCGUUCGUUCGCUCGUUCGUUCGUUCGUUCGUUCGUUCGUUCGCGUUUCACCCCUCUCACCGACACAGAGUGAGGCACAGUAACCCCGUCGUGUGCCAGUCCGCACCGAGAUUCCGGCGCGAAUCGUCCUUCCUACGUCGCGGCGUCACGCCAAGUUCUAGAUGGAUGUCGCUGAUCCGCACUAUUGUCUCAACGUUUUACCUCGUCGCGCAGCUAUCGCUGCUACUGAUUACUCCUGCGAUCGUCGAAGGACGACAGGAGAGAAGAUUGGAUAUACUCGGAGAUUCGACCUUGGAACAUCAUCGAACUGCUCGGGAUGUAUCGUUGGUGGAUAACUACAAUGACGAUCCAAGAUUUCCAAGGUUCGCGGAGGAAAUACAAAAUGUGACCGUCAGCGUGGGACGCGAUGCACUCUUGGCAUGCAUCGUGGAUAAUCUUCAAACUUAUAAAGUGGCUUGGGUACGGGUCGAUACUCAAACGAUAUUGUCGAUCCACCAAAAUGUGAUUACCCAGAACCCACGGAUCUCUCUAUCGUACAACGACCAUCGCUCGUGGUAUCUUCAUAUAAAGAAAACGCAGGAGAGCGAUCGUGGAUGGUACAUGUGUCAAGUGAACACAGACCCUAUGAGAUAUAGGCAGGGUUAUGUACAAGUUGUCGUACCACCAUCGAUCAUUGACAAGGAUACCAGUACGGACAUGGUUGUAAGGGAAGCAACAAAUGUGACGUUGACCUGUAAAGCGAAAGGUUAUCCUGCCCCUUACGUCAUGUGGCGACGGGCCGAUGGCAAGAGCAUAAACUACGAUGGCAAGAUCGUAAACGUCAUCGAUGGCGAAGUUUUACACAUCGUCAAGAUCAGCCGCCUUCAUAUGGGAAAAUAUCUUUGUAUUGCAUCGAACGGAGUACCACCAUCGGUCAGCAAAAGCGUUACUCUCAACGUGCACUUUCCGCCAAUGCUAUCUAUUCCAAAUCAAUUGGAAGCUGCCUACAUUGGACAAGACGUUACUCUCGAGUGUCACAUCGAAGCUUUCCCAACUGCCAUUAAUUAUUGGACUACGGAGAACGGCGAUAUGAUUGUCUCCGGUGACAAGUACGUGACGGUGUUCUCCGAUAACGACUACACGAAGUACAUGUUACUGAAGAUACGAAAUGUUAGCCCAAAGGACUUUGGUUCGUACAAAUGUGUGGCACAGAAUUCAUUGGGAGCAACUGAUGGUGUUAUCAAGUUGGAUGAAAUCCCAGCUCCAUCGACCACCUCAACAACGCAAUCUCCGUAUUAUGUAACAUCAUUAAUGAAGAAAAACGGUAGAAACGGUAACAAGAAAUUACGUCAACGUCCCAACGAUUACGAAGUCGAGGAAUGGAGAGAUCCAGAUUAUGAGAACGAGUACGAGCCACCAUCGAUGAUGCCACCAGGAGAUUUGCCCGCGGAUGCGUUAAAUCUGGGCGCUGUUCGCGAACCCCGCUUAUUACUCCAUCUUCUUCUGCCGAGCCUUCUCCCGUUGCUCCUAAAUGCCGUCAGAAGAUGAUUCUCGCAUCACGGGAACGGGGCUUCCAGUUGUAGUGUUUAUUGGACGGUGCGUCCGGUGUGCCGUUUCCGGCCGCGCGACGGAUCCCGAACGCGACGAUGUCGGCCACGCUUGAAAUUAUUUUCAUACUAAAGCUAGACUUAAACAGAGAAAAAAGAGAGAAAGAGAAAGAUUGAGAGAGAGAGAGAGAGAGAGAGAGAGAGAGAGAGAGAGAGACAGAGAAUGAGUG
Molecule: messenger RNA, 3248 nt
Organism: Vespa crabro (European hornet)
Lineage: Eukaryota; Metazoa; Arthropoda; Insecta; Hymenoptera; Vespidae
Gene: DIP-kappa
Product: lachesin
Exons: 11
Coding region: 1658-3019 (453 amino acids)
Cellular component (GO): neuron projection
Source: RefSeq, a predicted model, not a curated record